Molecule: messenger RNA, 839 nt
Organism: Closterium sp. NIES-67
Lineage: Eukaryota; Viridiplantae; Streptophyta; Zygnematophyceae; Desmidiales; Closteriaceae
Source: the annotation of a GenBank genome assembly
UCAACUCCAGUUCAGGGAUUUUCCUCCAAUUUCCGACUUUCUGGUGCAGCACCACUUCCUGUAAAGUAAGGCGAUUCUAUGAAAGUCAAUCUUCAACAUCUCGACUAUACCCCGCAAAUCACGGCGCUCCGAGGAAAGGCUAGGUUCCGCGUUGGAACACCAAGCUAUCGAGCUUAGAGACAGCUGCUUUUGCACGUGCGCACUGUGAAUGAGCAGUUUCUGACAUUUGCACCUUUCACUCGAGCAUUAUUAUGACUCAAUAUCUCCUAAAUGCUUAGCUCUGUUUUUUCAACUGAUGUAUGGCAAGGCGAGGCUAGUUAAGAAGGGUAGUGUAUCAGUUAUUUCAGGAAAUCUGAGCAUUGCGGCAGUUGUCAGCAAACAGACAAAACCGUUUGUUUUAAUUCAUUUUAGGUCAUUUUCGAGUAACUAGGGCGUUCAGCAAAUAGCGCAGAGCGAGUGAACAGAUAGUUCAAGCGGGCGCUUCGUUCGGCGGUGCUUCGUUCGCUUACAUUCAGAGGACAGUCUUGGUUGAAGGGGACAUCAUAAUGUCACUCGACGGUGACCCCAAGUACGGAGCAGGGUCCGCAGCGGCUGCAGGGGAGACCUCGGAUUGGAAGGAGAAAUACGCGGAUCCUUACUCCAGCGAGCCUCCUGCGACCAAGUACCCUGAUAUCUACUCCAACGAGCCCCCUGCUGACGACCAAGAUGCUCUGGGUGCGAGCGCCAUAUCGCUAGAGGGCACGGUGCAAGUGGUGAAGGAGAAUAUGUGGUACAUAGGCGAUGCUGCCUUGAAGAGCGUGGCUGAGGUUCUGUACGGGUUCGGAAUCAGCCCAACGAUA